Messenger RNA from Komagataella phaffii GS115, 489 nucleotides. RefSeq names its product Membrane anchor subunit of succinate dehydrogenase (Sdh1p, Sdh2p, Sdh3p, Sdh4p). Gene Ontology annotation, molecular function: ubiquinone binding; heme binding. Gene Ontology annotation, cellular component: membrane; mitochondrial envelope. The record is from RefSeq and is a predicted model, not a curated record. Bases 1 to 489 code for a protein of 162 amino acids. Lineage: Eukaryota; Fungi; Ascomycota; Pichiomycetes; Pichiales; Pichiaceae. Gene Ontology annotation, biological process: mitochondrial electron transport, succinate to ubiquinone; tricarboxylic acid cycle. The transcript has a single exon.
AUGCUCAGAUUGAACCCAAUUUUAACUCGCAGAAGCCUAUUCAGACCACAAGUGUUUUCAAGGUGCAUCUCGUUGAAGCCAGAUUUCUCAAAGCUAAAGUUGAAGGAGCAACCUCCCGGUUACGUAGUUGGAACAGUCAAUGACGCAUAUGUUCCUCCAGAACCUGACCAUUUCCACGGUGGUUACCAUUGGACCUAUGAAAAAAUCAUCACAAUUGCAAUGAUUCCUUUAUUUAUAACACCUUUUGCUGCAGGAGCGGAGUAUCCUCUGGUUGACUCCAUAUUCAGCGUGCUGCUUGUGUUCCAUUGCAGAGCAGGAUUCGAGUCUUGUAUCAUUGACUAUAUCCCGAAGCGAGUGUACGGAGUUUGGCACAAGAUGGCCUUGUACUUGUUGGAUGCUGCUACAGGUCUUAGUUUGUAUGGUGUUUACGUUUUGGAAACGGAAAAUAAUGGUAUAUUUGAUUUGAUUCAGAAAUUGUGGGGUGCUUAA